AUGCAGUUUGCCUACGCAGACCUCGAGCGCGAUCCCACCGCAACUCGUAGAUCCCCUCGUCCACAGCUCCUCGCUACAUGCGAAGACGAUCUCUAUAGAUUCAUCGUCUCCUCUGUCCCCGCUACAUCCCAAAAUAGCCAUCAGCGACACAAUGAUCAACGAGGAAAGCUCCUAGACGCCGGAUUCACAUUCUAUGAUCGCAAACAACCAGGCUGGACCACCCGUCUCUCCCGCGCAGAAAAGGCUUUCAUCGAUGCCACAGACGCAAACUGGGACGUGCUCUCCCGCGACGAAAGUACCACUCUCCGCGAUACUCUAAAACCCAUCAGAGUCGACCGGUUCAACUCCGUCUGGAGCGUCUGGGCCACGGCGACGACUAGCAUCCGUCAAUUCCAGUUCUCCUGCAUCGAGACGAUAAUGUACUGUUCAUGUCGCCGGGCAGAUCAAGCCCCAUCGACUUCGACUUCCUUCCAGUCAUCCUUCGUCACGCCACCUGUCCACCCAAGUGACAAAGACGGCCUCUCCAUCCAAGAAGUCAUCUCCCGCCCCUUCGCCCCAGGUUCUCUAUUCCCCUGCCGCGACUGCUCCCUCGAAGAUGCAGUUAUCCGCGAAUGCAGAAUAACAUCCCUUCCACUCAUGAUUGUCACCCUCGACGAGCGCGUGACCGUCAACAACCACACACAGGGCUUUUCAUUCUCCUACCUUGACUCCAACGGCGUGCCCCAAACCGCUACAUAUGGCUGGCUCGGGAGCGUUUAUAUGCAUAACAACCAUUUCCGCGUGUGCUGGACUGACGAAAACUGCGGGGAGACUAGUGAGGGCGCGGUGAAGAUGUACGAUGGCAUGCAGAGCGCAGGGGCUAUCGCUGGUGGUAUUUCACCAUAUCGGGCUGACGAGAGGGUGCUGCCAAAUUGGUUCCGGGGGCGAACUAUUCUGCUGCUUGUUUAUGAGAGGGUUAUCGAUCCGCAGCCCGAGGUGCUGAAUGGUGCUAUGCAUGCGGUUUGUAGGAUGAUGAAUGCAUCGGUAGCUGGCGUGUCGGUCUUGAACGGUCAUGUUCCGUGGGCUGCAUCGGGGGAGGCCCAGGUGCAAGGUAUUCCUACCCUUUACACCCCACCAAUCACAAUUGACGACCCUAUGGUUUCUUCUACAGCUGACAUCCAGGCUCUACCUAAGAUCCAAGUCCAAAUCCGAGACAAAACCAACCCGCCAAUCCCCUCAAUCGAAACUCCCUACACCCUAUCCCCCUCCAAACCCUAA
This is a messenger RNA of Aspergillus ruber CBS 135680, 1257 nucleotides long. RefSeq lists its product as uncharacterized. The transcript is spliced from 4 exons. Lineage: Eukaryota; Fungi; Ascomycota; Eurotiomycetes; Eurotiales; Aspergillaceae. The coding region runs from base 1 to 1257 and encodes 418 amino acids. The record is from RefSeq and is a predicted model, not a curated record.